AUGGACUCUCCAACAACAUCUUCGACUUGGAGCUCAGCUCGAACUCCCGCCUCAUCCGAGAGCGAAACGAUCAGAGGAGCCAUGGUGACGUCGCGCUCUGGCAGCAGCACAUUGGUCGGACCGGGCAGAUCGUCAUCGUCGCAACCGCUCACCGUUGAUCUGCCGCCUUGUCCAGUUCUCGUCAGAUCACUGGACGUGUAUUCGGGGCGCCCGCGCUAUCCAGUUAUUGGGCAAUUCGCCAUGACGGCUUCGAAGGAGGUGGUCGCUGCGGGCCCCAGUGGCCUCUUCUCCUUCAAGCGCGUAAAUGACCACGCUUCCAAGCCAUGGUCCAAGCCUCGCCCCUUUCCGGACACUCCUCUGAGCAGCUCGUCCGUCUCUGGUAUUGCGUUACGUGAGAGCAAAAGCGGCGAGAGAUUAGACGUAUUCUGCGUCGCCGACGGGAACUUGUAUACCUUUAGUCGGGCCACCAACAAGAAAGAUGCGACGGCACCACCACCCUUGUUUGUUGCGGACCCAUCCCCACCCCUAGUCACGUACCGUGUUAGCGGCACGCCGUCCAUUACCACGGUAAAGGAGGAAUCGUACGGCUCUUUUGAGGAGCGAUACAGUCUGGUUGUCCCGAGCCAAUCUGGUGGUCUGUUACACACGUCCACCACUGGACCCAAGCAGAGGUCUGGCUACUGGUACUCUUCAGGUCAGACUAAGACCGAGUGGGAGCCCGUUGACCAUGUAGCCACUCAUCUGGGUGUCAUCUCAGCCGUCACGACCGCGGCGCUCAAAAAACAUGAAGGCUACAAUAACUCGCAGGUCGACAUUGUCGCGGUCUGCAUCGCGCAAGGUAAAUUGCACUUGGUUGAGGGGCCUUUUGCUGAACCAAAGACUGGAUUACUCUAUUUCACCCCUGGUGGAUGGAAGGGCGUAAUCACGGACAGGAUUCGCCACCCCGGCGAGGUGACAGGCAGCCCGGUGCUGCUUCAAGAGAAACUCCAGGAGGGUCAGCUAGAUCUUCUCGUCCCCUCAGCCGCCGGAGGCAUCUUUCACUUUGUCCGGACCCCCUCUACGCCCGACGAAUGGCACAUGAUUGGACGCAUUGAGACUCCAAGUUAUCUUCCGCCGGCGGGCAGCCUGGCCUUUUUCCAUCUCAAGCCAAAAGGAUAUCUCGACCCCGCGAUACUUGGAGCCGCUGGUGAGAUUGGAGGCCGGCUCUACACCAUCCAGACCUCAUCACUCCGGGACUCAUGGCCAUGGCAUGGGUGUUAG
Molecule: messenger RNA, 1260 nt
Organism: Clonostachys solani
Lineage: Eukaryota; Fungi; Ascomycota; Sordariomycetes; Hypocreales; Bionectriaceae
Source: the annotation of a GenBank genome assembly